Thermothelomyces thermophilus ATCC 42464 is the source of this 782-nucleotide messenger RNA. RefSeq lists its product as uncharacterized. The transcript has 2 exons. The record is from RefSeq and is a predicted model, not a curated record. The annotation marks the transcript as partial. NCBI's taxonomy places the organism in Eukaryota, Fungi, Ascomycota, Sordariomycetes, Sordariales, Chaetomiaceae.
AAAAGGGAAGCGUCGUUGUUGUUGCCCAGCAUCUGGCCAGCUCUGAGCUGACCAGUAUGUCACCAAAUCCCCCCUCCCCCCUUUCGAACUCGGUCUGUGUGUACCUGAGAGCGCGACUCUUACAGACAGCCUGUGAUUGCCAGCAUCUCUGUGACCCAAAGCUUGCAAUCUCAAGUUCCCAUGUCGAGUACACACCCGCCUGCCGGCAGCUUCCGGCCCUCUCUCCCACGAAAGCGAUUGUGUCCGGGUUGCCAGGACAAAGCGCGCGAACCAACAAAUCAUCGACCGGCGCGCAAGUGUGAGCCAAUCAGGUUCGCGUCAAGUAAACAAACAUUGACACAGUUGCGUGUCGGCCAUCCAACACCCAAACACAACUAGUAGCAUUGACACGGUUGCAUGCCGGUCAUCCAACACUCAAGCACAGAAAUUCAACUAGCCGCAAUAUGGAUAGUCGCAUCGAAGAAUUGGAAAGAGAGCUUCGAGCUGCACGCGAGGCUGCCGCGCUGGAGAAGGCGCGAGCAGAAGCGGAGAAGGCACAAGCGGACGCGGAGAAGGGGGCGAGCGGACGCGGAGAAGGCAUGAGCGGACGCGGAGAAGGCACGAGAAGACGCGGAGAAGGCGCGAGCGGAAGCGGAGAAGGCGCGAGUGGAAGCGGAGAAGGCACGAGCGGAAGCGGAGAAAUCGCGAGUGGAAGAGGAGAAGUCGCGAGUGGAAGUGCUACAGCUUGCGGUAUUCGCACCGUGGGCGGCACUCCUGGACCAGAGGUUACAGUCUGUAGAAGU